CUCCGGACGACAUGGAUUCGUUUUCCACUUUGCUUCGUACGUUGUCACCGCUUUUGUUGAUUGCUGUACUCGCUCACGUCGACGGCAGUGAUCCAGUUCGACCGGGGUCUCUUUCAAGAAAGAGUUCUCUAGCUUACGUCCUCGUCGAUGGUUCCUACUCUGACGUCGCCGUCGAGGCUGUUUCCAACAAGGUCGCUCGGGAUACUGAAAGUGGCAAGGACGGACUGAGAAUGAGUCUGAAGAUCGUCGACGUAGAGGCAACAGACGGAGGGUGCGACCUGGUUCAAGAAUUUGCGGCCGUUCAUUUGACUUCAGCGUGCCUGCCUACUAACAUGUCGCAGCUAGCAGCGCCAGUUGUGUCGCUACCUCCACAUUACGCCGGAGGUACGGGGUCGCGUGCGUCGUACUUGAGCUUCUCUUACACCGACAGUUUGGAGCUUCCAGUUCUUCUAGUUGUAGCUAGAAAACUGGAAUGGACAUCAGCGGUGGUCGUUGGCGAAGAUGAUACGUUUGUUGCACGGUUGAUGCGUAGCAGCAGGACAUUCCAGCUAAUGGACGUCGUAACAUUAAAUGAGGAAGCGAAUCCUGAGACUGUUUACUGGAGAAUCCAAAACAUGGAAGCAGACUUCGUGCUUGUUCAUUGUCAUAGUUACAUUUGUUAUCAGCUCGUCGCAAAGUUGUUCUAUCUUCGAAAUGAAAAUGCAGACAGUUUCUCUGCUCCAUGGCUUCUGACUGAAACCCUCACAAAGAGUACUCGACAUGGUACUUUACCAGGACCAGUGAUGCUACAGUCAACAACACUCGGCCUGCAGAAAGCACUACCUAACAGCCCACAAUCUGAUAUCCUCCUAGAAGACAUUCCUUCUCUUGAUGCAUCACAGAGCCAGUGCUAUUAUCUCGAGCACUGUCCAGUCACAAUCAAGCAUCAGCUGCUAGUACUUGACUUCUAUGACUCUCUUGUUGCUGUGUCUCACCUACUGCGACAUGAAAAGAGAUAUUUGAAUCAACGGAAACAACCUCUUUAUCAGUUCAUCAAUUAUGCAAAUCUUCAAGGCAUUAGUGCAACCAUACACUUUGAAAACGCCUUUGAAAGGUCUUACUCAACGUUGUAUGACGUAUUGGACGUUAGCCCGUUUGUUGUUGCGACAAUUGGCGUUUACGAUAGCAGCAGUUCUCAGUGGUUGCACGACUUGAUACCUUUGCGAGAUGAUGUUAAGAGGCCAGGCCGUUAUAGAAGGCAGCUAACGCAAUGUGGCGGUGCUAACGGCGUUUUCAGAGUUACUACAAUGAAGGAGCCCCCUUUUGUUAUAUGGGAUCCAAACAAUACUAUUGCUCCCGGAGAGGUACAUAACGGACCAUACGCUGGUAUGGUUGUUGAUAUGAUGGAGGCGAUAUCUAAAGAUAUUGGUUUUGAGUACAAAAUGUAUGAACCUGAAGAUCUCAAGUAUGGAACUGUUGAUGCGAAUGGUGUUGGUACGGGAAUGGUUGGCGAACUGAUGAGAUGUGAAGCCGACGUGGCAGCGGCUGCCUUUGCAAUUACUGCCACUCGUUCUAAGUCCAUACACUUUACUAAGCCAUACAUUGAUGCUGGGAAGACACUACUAGCAUACAAAGGAGAGGCAACCAGUUCCGACAUAUGGGCGUUUCUGGAUCCAUUUGACUUCACCACAAAACUUGUUAUCGUUUUCUGUUUCAUCGGUGUUUCUAUCAUCUACCUUAUUCUGAGCAAAAUCAGUCCUUACAAUAAAAGUCUGAAUCCGGAACCGAAGGGUACACGUCGACGAUCGGGAGAGUCGGUAUCCGACAAUUCGCUGUGGUUUUUCUACACUACCGCCAUGCAGCAAGGCCCGGAUCACAUUCCGUCGUUAUCCGGGAAAAUAAUCGUUGCCGGGUGGUUUUUCUUCUGUCUCGUAAUCAUUGCUACUUAUACCGCAAACUUAGCCGCUUUUCUGACUGUCAAGAGUUUCGCUGAGGGUAUCCAUUCGAUGGACGACCUGGCAAAACAGACGGAGGUGGUCUACGGCACAGUGAAAGACACAUCGAUAACCGAGUUCUUCAAGAACUCUCCGGUUGAUGUUCAUCAGCGCAUGUAUGCAUUUAUGACUACAACAGACGGCGCAUUGGUCGACACCGCAGAAGAAGCAUACAGCCGUGUUCAAUUACAAAAUAAAGGCCCGUAUGUGUUCAUCUGGGACGAGCCUAUUCUCGACUACGUCGCCUCUCGCAAUCCCUGCAAGAGUCAAGUGGUGGGAAGGGCGUUUAACUCUCAGGGUUACGGAUUGGCGUUGCCUCUCAACAUGCCCUACCAACUCAACUUCUCUCUCGCCAUACUGAAGCUGAGAGAGUCGGGACUGAUCGACGGGCUUAAGGACAAAUGGCUCCAGGCGGGUGACUGUGACACGUCGAGCAAUGCGAAGGAGCUUACCGACGCGGAGGAGGUGCGACUCAGCGAUCUAGUAGGAGUGUUCAUCAUUUUGGGAACGGCCAUCGUGCUGUCGAUAGUCCUGGCGUUUGUUGAAUGUUUGUGGUGGAAACGAAAGAAGGAAGCAGCCGUCAACGUCUCGGUCAAUGGAGAUGUCAACGUCUCGGUCAAUGGAGAUGUACAGAAGAUGAAGUAUUCCGCAAAGAAUGCAGCAACAAGAGACCAAGAAAGUUUGCGCGGCGACGACUGACGCUGGAAAACGGACGACAAUGUAAUCUUACAGGAUGUUGUGGGCAUGUAUAUAAACUGGGUCAACGUUCAAAGAUACCGGAGUACGCGGGAGACUGCAGACAGAAAGUUUAAUAUUUUUAUGCUGGUGUUGAUUGGAGCUUGUGCAUGCAUGGACAAGUAGAAUCGUUCUAUAUUUCAUGGUGCCAGUGGAUCAACUGCAGUCGAGCUGGUAUUGAGUAAUGCCAAGUUAACAUACACGUAUACUCUUCUAUACUUUCAAUAUAUACACGUGUCG
Corticium candelabrum is the source of this 2948-nucleotide messenger RNA. RefSeq names its product glutamate receptor 2-like. The coding region runs from base 12 to 2672 and encodes 886 amino acids. Gene Ontology annotation, cellular component: plasma membrane. NCBI's taxonomy places the organism in Eukaryota, Metazoa, Porifera, Homoscleromorpha, Homosclerophorida, Plakinidae. Gene Ontology annotation, biological process: monoatomic ion transport. The record is from RefSeq and is a predicted model, not a curated record. Gene Ontology annotation, molecular function: signaling receptor activity; ligand-gated monoatomic ion channel activity. The transcript has 12 exons.